UCCUUCCUCAGCUGCUGACGUCAGCUGGCAGGCUGGGCUGUGCUCGCCGCUCCGGACAUUGAGGAAAAUGCUGCUCUCCGUACCGCCAAGGGCAGGAAUCAACCCGUACAACGGCUACAACAGCAGGAACAGCAAAAAGCAGACCUAUGUGUCCUCCGGCCAUCAGAUGGCUCCCCCAAGUCCCAACAACAACAGUAGCAGCAACAGCAGUGUGGGAGGGGAACAGCUGAGUAAGACUAACCUGUACAUCCGUGGCCUUCAUCCUGGGACCACGGACCAAGACCUGGUCAAGCUCUGCCAACCGUAUGGGAAGAUUGUGUCGACCAAGGCCAUCUUGGAUAAAACCACCAACAAAUGUAAAGGAUAUGGCUUUGUGGACUUUGACAGUCCAGCAGCAGCACAGAAAGCUGUUACAGCUCUGAAGUCCAGUGGGGUCCAGGCUCAGAUGGCCAAACAACAAGAGCAGGACCCCACCAACCUCUACAUCUCCAACCUGCCAGUGUCUAUGGAUGAACAAGAGCUGGAGAGCAUGCUCAAGUCCUUUGGCCAGGUCAUUUCCACACGCAUCCUCCGAGAUGCUAACGGGACCAGCCGCGGUGUGGGCUUUGCCAGAAUGGAAUCCACAGAGAAGUGCGAGGCCAUAAUUCAGCAUUUCAAUGGCAAAUUCAUCAAAACUCCACCGGGAGUGCCUGUGCCCUCAGAGCCCUUAUUAUGCAAGUUUGCAGAUGGAGGUCAGAAGAAGAGGCAGAACCAGGGGAAAUACCUCCACAAUGGAAGGCCUUGGGGUAGAGAUGGAGAUACGGGAGGAAUGACGCUUGCGUAUGACCCCACCGCCUUACAAAAUGGCUUCUACUCCUCACCCUACAGUCUGGCUCCAAACCGAAUGAUCGCCCAGACUUCCCUCUCCCCCUACAUGCAUUCUCCUGUCUCAUCCUACCAGGUACACAGCCCGUCCUGGAUGCACCAUCAGUCAUACCUCAUGCAGCCAGCUGGUACAGUUCUUACCCCAACAAUGGAGCACGCCAUGUCCAUUCAGCCCACGUCCAUGAUGGGACCUCUUGCCCAGCAGCUAAGCCACCUGUCCCUGGGCAGCACUGGCACAUAUAUUCCGGCCAACUCAACUAUGCAGGGGACCUACAUCCCCCAGUACAACCCAGUGCCUCCCUCCAGUGGCCCAGUAGAGGAGAAUGGUGGUCAACAGCAACAGGUUGCUAUGGAGACUCCCCCAGAACACACAAACUACUCGUACCAACACACCAAGUGAAGCUAAGCUCCCAGCAGGGUGGGGCCGAGGGCACGAGAUGAAUCCAACCAAACAGGAUUCAGCUGAACUGUGCUCUUUACAUCACCAAGCACCCAGACUUGAACAUGGAUAACAAAAGGAACAUGUGUGUGUGUGUGUGUGUGUGUGUGUUUGUGUUUGUUUGUGUGUGUGUGUCUGUAUUCUUUUUUUUUUUUAAGAAAAAGGACAACACUUAUGUCAUUGGACUUUCCUGCUCACAUCCUCAAGAGUUGAUCAACCAAAGGUGGGAAUCUUCUUCACAGAAGCUUUGAUCUAUUUUGAUAUCUGAAAAAAAAGGAACACAACAAAAAGUUAAAAAGAAAACUAAGAAAAAAAAACUUAGGAGAGGAGGAAAGACACAGAGCAUUAUUUUUGUGCACGUAAUAUAACAAAUUCUUAUUUUUAAAAAAUAGAUCAUUCUGGACGUUUCAGGGUGAUUCAAGGAAGAGUUGAAACACAAUGUGUCUUUUAUUUUUUUUGUAAAAUAUGCAAACUUUUAUUUUUAAUUUCCUGAUUGUCUGUUGUUUGACGUUCCAUUUGCAGCAGUGGAGGAAUCAAUUUGUACAGAUUCAAAAAAACACUUUUGCUGGUCUGAUGUGUCGAGUCAUUGUAACCGUGGGGAGGCGAACCGUUUAAAGCUACUUCUUCCUGUAACUGCUGCAGAGAUUUCUAUUCACGCACAGAUGAUAAUAACAAUGUUUAUUGUUUAGUCAAAUUCCUUUUUUUUUUAAAUUAUUCCAUAAGUGAAUAAAAGACAAUCAAUUAUUUCUAUUUAUAUUUGAAUUGUAGUGCUAUUUUUUUCUUUUUAGAUCAUUGGAACAAACAUUUAUAGAAAAUAAGUUAUUUAAUACUGUAGUCUAUAUAGACAUGGUGAAACUGACUUAACCCUGCGCAUUAACGAUGAGCUUUAAUAUUUCGGCUCAUUAGCAGUUUUGAUGCUUUAAUUACUUUUUAAUUAAGUUCAAGUCGUGUAUGCACCAUUAAGUGAAACCUGCUCAUAAUAAUAGUCGUCCUGUUUUGUUAUUAUGUAACUCCAUUUUACAUCUGGAUCCAUGAGAAGUGGUUUUAAGCGGUUUUGCUGUGGCAAUCCUUCAGGUGUCAUUAAAUUCAACCUCUGUCGUAGGGAUGAAAUGAACGUGCUUUAGAUCUAAGCGGUUAGAUUACUGAAAGAUUAUGUGUACAAAGAACAAUGCAGUUACUAAAUUAAGAUAUAGUUUAGCAAAAGCAAUGAGGGAAAUCAAAUAGAAGACUAACUCGAUCCCUGAGAAUAAUUAGUUUGGAAGGAGAGGGAGCUGUUAAGUCUUUUUUCAAUGCUGCUGUUGUCACCUGAGUUUGAUUCUCUGUCAGUGAUUUUUAGUUUGUAGAAAGUUAAAUGUUUCUGUUUUUCUUUAAUGUGUCUCUUGAAAACCUUUUGAGCUAAUUUGCCUUAUUUUUGAUGAAUUUAUCUUUGAAGUAGAUUAGAUUUUUAGCUUUUUACAGAGAGUAGAUGUUAGUUUCUUUUUUCUCUGCGUAGGAAUUGAUGCUGUUUUCUUGUGCACAUCACAUUUUCUUUUGUUUUGUUUUUCGCUCAAAUUUCCGUUCCAAACCUUGUGCCGUUUGUCCUCAUAUUGUGUCGGGCCUGUUUGUGGAAAGCCUUUCAGAGUGGAGAGUUGAACCAAACAAUGACUUCAUAUAGUGCUGAUCCAAAGGAUUCAUACUGAUGCUGCAUCAGUGUUGAUGCUCAAAGAGGCAUGUUUCAGUUUCAUGUUUCAGUUUAUCAAGUGGAGCUCAUGUCACAGUGCAUCCAAAUAUGUUGAUCUUUAAUUUAUGCAGACAUCAAAAACUGUAGAUAUGUAGAUAAUAGAAAUAAUGGUUUUACAAUGGACUGCUCACUAGACCAUGGAAGUGCCAUUAAAGAUGAUUCUUACAGCCUUUAGUGAGACAGCCUGAGUGAAUUUAGGAGUCAUCCAAAAUUCUGCAAAAACAAGUUUUAGCUAAGCCUUAAUUUUCUUCUCUGGAUGAACUGCCUGACCUCUCAUAGGAUAGACACAAAGUUGUACAUACUACAGAAAUGACAACAGGCUUGUUUGAAUGACAUGGAGUUAGUCAUCACGUCAGUCGAGUUAGCUGUAGGGUUACGAGGAGCUUUUCUUCCCGAUCUUCAACCAUAGAUGUUUGAGUCCAGUGAUAAAAACGUCUUUCUUAGGGCUUUGCAGUUCGGUGAUUCUGUUUCUAACUCUUUUUUUUUUCACAUGUCAACUUUGUGCUGUGUGUUUCUAUUGUUUCUUUCUGCAACCAAAGAUGUUGUAGCCACCCAUCUUUUAGCUCUCUGUCACAUAUAAAGUGCUCGCAUUCGUAUACGAUCACGUGUUGUGUGUAGCUGGAUGAAAUGCCCCUUUUUCUGCUUCCGACAGAUUCAGAAAGGGAAAUAUCACAGUAAGGGUGGUGACAUGUACAAAAUAUUCCACAUUAAGACCACAGUUUAAGGUUUUGUGAGAACUUUUUGCCACUACUGUAUCCGUCAUAUAGUAAAGGACAUGUAAAUUAUCUGGUUUUGUUGACGUGUUAAUUAAGCUGAGAUUCACUCAGUUUACGUAAUGGAGUGUUGGUGCAUAUGUAAAAAGACUCAUUAUGAACUUUAUUGGCAUUUGCAGACAACCCAAGCGACAUCCAGAGCUUUUACGAUGGUGACAGUUUUCAGACACGAGAGCAAAUUUUGUAAAUAGCCUUUUUUUCCCUUCCACUUCCUUCUUUGUUACUUUGUGUGUGUUUUUAUUUUUAAUUUUAAAAAAAAAUGAUUUAUAGCCUGUCCAGAUAACACAGUGACUUGCAAGGUUUUCAGAUUCAGUAACCCAUGAAGGAAAUGUCAUGGAUGUUGUUUAUAUGUUCAGAGAAAUGAUAUUCCAUGUAAUAGCCAUCACUUUAAUACAAAAACAGGAUUUUGAAACUAUGAAAUGACCACUUGUUACAAUGACGUGUUUUAUUUAUUUUAUUUUUUUACAAACUUGUCAGCAGAGAUAAUAUUACAGAAAGUCAUGGUGCUCCAAAAUGAAUAAGCAUCAUGAGAUUUCUAGAAAGUUACAGUUAAACUGUAGAAAUACUGAAAUCAACGGUGUGCUCGACACACAAUAUUUGAAAAUAAAACAAAAUCUUGUUGCACUUAUUAUUUUAAGUCCAAACUAAUUUAAAAAAUGCUCUUUUUGUCCAUUCUAAUGUUGAUUUGAUGGCUUAUUUCAUAGCUCCAAAAUGUUUUGCUGCUAAAACAGGAUUUCCAAACAGGUGGUUUGAUGUUGCCCACUCUGAAUUUUCAAAAUGUCCCUUUCUAUUUUAAUUUGGUAAGAACAGAGUAUCCCUAAUUUGUUAGAUUUUUCAGUCAUAGCUUCAUGAUUUUAAUUUGAAAAAUUAAAGUUGUAAUUUACAUUAUUAAAACUCAUAAAUAUUGUCUUAUGGUGACAUUUUUUAAUACAAAAUAAUAAAAACUUGUUGCUUCACACUGUAUGAACCAUGUUGAUGUGAAUCCAAGACUUUUUGAAAAUCGGACGGGCUCAUCUCACUCCCUGCUUGUUAACAGUUUUCUUAUUUAUACAAGAACUCAUUUUGUACAGUUUUGUUAAGAGGAAAUAGGUUUUGAUAUUUGGUUAUUUUGCAAAGCCACUUGGCUACUUUUGUCUUCCUGUGCCAGAGUUGCUAAAUUGUCUGUAACUUGUGUUUUUUUUAUUGAUUGAGAUAAGAUUUUCCUUCUUUCUUGGUUUUCUCUUUGAAUUUGAAUAUGUCAUUUUUCCUUUUUUUAAUAAAAAUCUGGUUUCAGUGA
This is a messenger RNA of Anoplopoma fimbria (sablefish), 5072 nucleotides long. It is a transcript of the gene rbms2a, whose product is annotated as RNA binding motif, single stranded interacting protein 2a. The coding region runs from base 68 to 1264 and encodes 398 amino acids. The transcript is spliced from 14 exons. The record is from RefSeq and is a predicted model, not a curated record. Gene Ontology annotation, cellular component: cytosol. Lineage: Eukaryota; Metazoa; Chordata; Actinopteri; Perciformes; Anoplopomatidae. Gene Ontology annotation, molecular function: mRNA binding.